Molecule: messenger RNA, 276 nt
Organism: Menidia menidia (Atlantic silverside)
Lineage: Eukaryota; Metazoa; Chordata; Actinopteri; Atheriniformes; Atherinopsidae
Source: the annotation of a GenBank genome assembly
CUGACUGUUUUAGGCCUGUGUCCGGACUGGGAGAGCUGGGACCCAGUGAAACCAGUGGAGAAUGCGACUGAGGCCAUGCAGCUGGCCGACAGCUGGCUGGGCAUCCCACAGGUGAUCGCCCCAGAGGAGAUAAUCGACCCCAGCGCGGACGAGCAGUCGGUGAUGACGUACCUGUCCCAGUUCCCCAAAGCCAAGCUGAAGCCCGGGGCCCCGCUCAAGCCCAAACUCAACCCCAAGAAGGCUCGGGCCUACGGACCAGGCUCCGCCUUCAGCUAA